UGUGUGUGUGUGUGUGUGUGCGCGCGUAAGUUUGGGGGAGUGGGGGGGUGCAAGACUGGUCUGGUGAUUUCACCACCAGACCCGGCAGAGAUAAGAGGAGAAAGCCGAAAAGCACGAAACUUUUUGCACACCACGAAACUUUGAAGCCUAGCAGUGAGCAGCAUCAGGUCCCAUAAACCCUCUCAGCCUUAAUAAAAAUACAUCUUCGUAAAAAGUACUAGACCUGUUAGCUGUAGGAUGCAAUGGAGUCUCAGAAAAACAAAUGGCUUCGUUAUCCUAAUCCAUGAAUGUUUACAGCCAACUAUAUGCUGCAGUAUUGCUGUAUUUAUUAAAAAGAGAAAGAGAAAAUCACACACUUGUUUCAUUUCGCGCUCCUCCUUUCAUUUCCCUCUCUAUGUCUCCAUCUCCCUGGAGUCUAAAACCUGCUGUUCACAUCCACUUCACAUUCUGAUAAAUUAUGGGCCAACAGCCUUUGUUGCACACCUUUUUCUGCUGCUUCUUUGUCGCUCCUUUUAAACUUUUACAGAGAAAAGCUUCCAUCCAUAUUGUGGUAUUUUGAGUACUGGUUGCAGCCAGAACUCCCCUUCUCUCCCCCAGCCUCCUCUUCCUCUAAGAAAAAAAACCCCUCAUCAGCUGUUCUGGGGGCUCUAGGGGCUCUGGAGGCGGCCUCCUGUCUUUGUCUCGGCGUACAGGCUAGCUGGCUAAGCUAGUCGGCCCUUGCAUCACUUUCUGGGCAACUUUAGACUAGUCCACUCCUGCCUGCUCUGCGGCUGCAAAAAUCAGACCGUAACCGGCGGGGCUGAGGGGGAAGGGGGGCACACUGAGGAGACCCAGACUGAAGGAGCUGCAAUGGGUAUGCACAGUAGCCAGAGCGGUGCGUGAGUUCUUGGAUGGAAACGAUAAAUAACUUUAUAGCAGCAGGAGCGGUAGUAGCCUGGUGGUAGUAGUAGUAGUGAUGUAGGCUUGUGCGGGGAGGUCGGGGAUCCUUUGCGUUUGAUUUAUGUGUUUGGGUGAAGUUGUCAGGAGCAGAAGCAGAAGGAGAACGGCUCUGAGAUUUUAUUGCAGCACUUUAAUAAUAAUAGCCAACAACAUGGAAUACGCUUUUCAUCCUGUGAUCCACUUAUAUAAUUAUACAGUUCCGCUUUACGCAGUGUUUACGGCCCCGCGCAGCAGCAGAUGGAUGUGUGUUUAUCUGUGGACAGAGCUAGAUGUGAUCUCUUGCUGUGGGUCCUCAGCCCGGCAGUAAGACUGUCCACAGGACUGUCCAGGGUGAGUGUUUUCUCACUCAGUGAUGCUUGAGUUAUUUAUGGGCCGCGUGGAUCAAACAGCUGUUUGCCUUAUGGGGCCUGUUCUCAUUUUGGUUCGCUCCUCUUUCUCUCUGUCUCUUUCUGUUUUUUUCUCCCCCCCUAUUUUUUGCUUCUCUUAAGUCCCCGUUUGGUGCUUAACAGAAUUUAUGACUUUGGGAAGUUGUUUUUUUGUGUGAGUUUUUUUCGGAUGUGUUCAUUGUUUAUGAAGUUUAUUUGAAGUUUUUAAACGAGACCCUGCAUUAAAUUCUAAUGAUCAUUUUUAAUAGCAAGAAUCAGAAUUUUGAUGCAAUCGGGGCAUGCCUUUCGAUUUCGAUUGCAGUUUUUAGAUUUCAUAUAUAUAUAUAUUUAUAUAUAUAUAAUUGUGUUAAUCCGCGUGUGUGCUAACUGGAGCAUUAUUUCUGAUGGGUAAUUAUGAUUUACGCAUACAGUUUAGCUAUUUAUGUAUUUAUUAUUGCACAAAUCCUUCUAACCUAAGCAAAGUCCAUGUUUAUAUAUUCUAGGCCAUUGCUGCAAAUGAACAAUUUCUAAUGCAUUCUAUAUAUUCCAUAACUCUAUUCCCUACAUAACUCAUUUUGGUACGCUGACGGGAUAAGCAAGAUUAUUAUUGAAUAUGAAAUCAUGCGUGUUUUUGUUUGUUUGUUGUAUUUAUUUAUUUAAUUAUUUUGAGGGAAAGAACACAAAUGUGUAAUUGUGGUAACCAGACUCAAUAACCUCUCACACCCUCUAGCACAAAGGUCACUUUUAGAAAGGUGUUAAGCACAGCAUUGCCUCGUUCUUUGUUGUUGUUUUUUUGUUUUGUUUGUUUUUUUGUGAAUUAUUUAGGGUUUGAAGUCAAGCGGUUGCUGCUGACCUAACCAUUCGAUUCGAGUACAAGAGGUGACCCGCAUCUGUAUCUGAUUUUACCGAGAUGUGUUUGAUUGCAUAUGUCUUCUUUCUCUUUCCUACCCUUUUCCCAUCCCCUCCGCAUGCCCCUUUUCCCGCAAUAUACGUCAGUUCUUAGGAGCUUUCUGGAAGCCGUUUUCCUCCAUUAAAACUUCAGGGGAAAAUAGGAAAUAUUCCGGUCAGGUUGCAGGGGACCGUUGGAGAGACACCGUCACGUGACCCCCGGUACCAAAUGGUCUUCCGGCAGUGGCUCUCAAUAAGGACCGGAGCACAAGAAGACGCCGCCACUUCUCACAGAGAUGCAGAAAACAACAUACUACGACAACUCCUCAACACUUUUUGGUGGCUACUCAUCCUACCCAGUGCAGGGGGCAGCAGUGGGAGCAGGAGCAGCCGCCAACGGCUUCGGGGGCUAUGAUGCCCCGGUCCCAGCGUCUCACCACCAGCCGAUCUUCCAGUCGGCUACCCAUCUGGAUGUGGAUUCAUACCAGCGCUCUGCCUGCUCUUUACAGUCACUGGGCAGUAAUGGUGGCCACCAGCAGCAGCAGCUAGCCAAGACCAAGGAGUUGAAUGGCAGCUGCAUGCGGCCCAGUCUGCCACCUGAGCACCACCCUGGCUCCCAAGUGUCCCCUCCACUUCCCCCCAACCCCAGCAACGGUAAUACUGGGGCUCAGCAGCCAGGUGGCAGUACUGGGUCCUCCUCACUCUCUAAAUCAGGCACCAAUAAGUCAUCUACUUCUUCCUCCUCUACAUCAUCUUCCACAUCGUCUUCAUCCUCUUCACUGCCGCCCAACCCAACCCUGGCCAAGCAGAUUUUUCCCUGGAUGAAAGAGUGUCGUCAGACGACUAAGCAGAAAAACUGUUCACCCAGCAACAACUCUGGCAAUGCAUCAGGAGGAGCUGAGAGUGGCAGCAGCGGGGAGAAGAGUCCAACUGGUGGCUCGUCAGCAUCAUCUAAGAGGGCUCGAACAGCAUAUACCAGUGCCCAGCUUGUUGAGCUGGAGAAGGAGUUCCAUUUCAACCGGUACCUGUGCCGGCCACGACGCGUGGAAAUGGCCAACCUGCUCAACCUGUCAGAACGCCAGAUCAAGAUUUGGUUCCAGAACCGACGCAUGAAGUACAAGAAGGACCAGAAGAACAAGGGCCUGAGUUCCAGCUCUGGAGGGCCCUCACCAACAGGCUCUCCUCCUCUGCCCUUGCAGUCUUCUGCCAGCUUUCUCAAUUCAAUGCACCCAAUGGGAGGGGGAGGUGGAGGAGGCAGCACAGGCUAUGACGCGCCAUCUCCACCAUCCUUUGGCAAGCCCCACCAAGGAGUGUCUUACUCCAUGUCCACUGCCUAUUCAAAUGUCCCCAUGAAGGGCUGCCCCCCCCAGCAGAAGUAUGGCACCCCAGAACAAGACUAUGGUGAUCCCCAUCCCCACCACAGCCUAGUGCAGGCUAAUAGUGCUGGCUAUGGGACACCCACCAAUAUACAGGCCAGUCCAGUCUAUGUGGGGGGUGCUAAUUAUGUGGAACCCAUGCCUGGCUCAGGGCCUUCCAUGUAUGGGCUUAACCACCUCGGCCCCACCCCACCCCACCACCAAACCAUGGACUACAAUGGCGCAGGGCCCAUGUCAGCUGCCAACCAGCACCAUGUGGGUGGAGGGGGUCCCCCGGGUCCCUGUGACCCACCUACACACCCGACAUACACCGAACUGUCGGCACACCACACCUCGACUCAGGGCAGAAUCCAGGAAGCACCCAAGCUCACUCACCUGUAGCAGGUUUGGAACAAAAUGACAACAUACAAAAAAGUGAAGACCACAUCGAACAAAUCAUGGCUCACAAACAGACUUACACAUAGGGAGACUAGUGCUGCAGCAGGAUAGCAUGAGAGGCAAAAGAAGACUCACAGGGGCCGUCCAGUGGUUUGUCCUGAGCUCUGAAGUCACAAAGGGGAACAGCCAGUGUUGGGUAGCGUUCUGCCACCGCCCUGUUUUCACUGCCUUCAUAAAGAGCUCCACUAAAUCUGAUUAAGACGAGACCUUUCAGUGCUACCUUGAAACAGCAGGUAAUUUAAUUUUAAAAAGACAGCAGUAUCGAGUAUCACAGAUGAACCCAAACCUUUCAUAUUGUCAAAUAACUUGAUGAAAGGCAUAUCUGCAUAUCCAGUGCUGGAAACAACAGCAGUGUAUUAUAAUGCAAACUCUUUUUUAAAAUAGAUUUUUCAAACUUAUUAAACUAACUAGUAUAAUGUCUAUUGCUCUAACUUUAUGUGCCGCAUACAGGAAAUUAAGUAACACAAAUUUUAAACCAUAUUGAAUCAUAUUUGAACUUUGAUUAAACAUUUAACUUUUACUUUAGUGGUAUAGUCAUUUUAAAAAUGAACCCAUCUACACAGUAUUCCACAGCCCCAUGGAAAUGAGGUGUAUUGUAGGGAGAGGUCAGGUGUACAUUCAGUCCCCAUGCUGCUCUUUGCUGCUGCAGACAAUGCAUAUCAAGGAGCUUGUCUUAUGGCACUGGUGCAGAGAUACAUUGGCAGCUGUUUGGUAUGACAGGAUCCACGCUGAGCACCAUUGUAUAGUCAUUUGUCAGAUUGAGACUCAAAUAAAAAAACCACCAUGUUCGCACAGAAAAAAUCAGGAAGAUUUGUUCAAAACAGCAUAAAAAAACCCUAAAAAUUUUGAAUUUAAGACACUUAGCAAUAAGUACAACAUUAUUAAAACUAAUUUAUUUUAUAAUUUAAUAUAAUGCUUUCCCAGACUAUACAGGUCUCCUGAUACUGUAAAAAACUGAGAACUUAGUUAUGUUUCUAUUUUUAGCCUUUCAAGUAGAAAGUGGGGUGAGGAGUGAUUGCGUGUGUAUGUUGGGCACGUGAGCACAGCAAAUUCUGGAGUAGUUUAGCUACUGUGUACUAAAAGGAGUCUUUUGGAGGUAGCAUUUAGUCUAAAAUUGUACUUUGAUACUUAAUAGGACACAUAUAUGAACGCAGCUCUCCCCCUUCUAAAUGAAAUGGUUGAAAUUUUAAUGGCCAGUUAACAAGGUGGUUAGAUUUAUGGUGCUGAGUUCUCUUCCCCUUCAGACAACACAUGUUGUCGUCAGCCAAGUUGAGCUAUGUGGAGGACUCUGUCUCUAUACCAGCUUGCGAGAGAGAGAAAAGAAGGAGACAGAGUGAAAUGGAGAGCAGAAAUAUAUAGCUGGAGCUGGCAGAACACAUCUUCUCCUGCAAAAACCACUCGACGGUCACUGUCCCUUUCUGGCUCCUGCUGUAUAACUAUCUCAGACCCAGUCUUUACUAACCCACUGUCUCUUGUCUAUGGCAGCAGCACAUGGGUUCAGAAGGAGGCAAAACCUCCCACAGUUCCCCACAGACUACCCCCCCCCCCACCACCACCAUCACCACCUCCACCCCCUUUCCCAACCACAUACACACACAUCCAUCACCACAUGGACAGCCUACCUAUCGCUCGAACAGGGUUUAAGAAGCUAUGAGCUCAAUUGCUAAAGUACUCAUCGACACACAUCUGUGCUAAGCUACUUUAGCUAAUCACACCUUCAUGCACACACAGCAGUGCUAAGCUAGCAAUGUUUCAUCAACACACCUCCAUAGCCAGGGUACGCCAGCUGUUGACACCUUCAAACAAACACACGAGAGGAUAUGGAAGAAACAUUUAAAAUUCCUUAUUUUAGCACAUUAUUGACACAGGGUAAAUGCGAAAGAGCAGAGAAUAUUAUUUAUUUAUGUUGAGGUAUAUCAUUGCUGUCUCUCUCUUUCUCGCUCUCUCUUUCUCUCUCUUUAUCACUUUGGAAGAGUUAACUUACAAUAGAGGACACUGAUGCAUAAAAGUCCACACUUUCUCCUGUGUUGUUUUGUUCUCACAUAUCUUGACUUUUAACAUGGAUACAGGGUAUAUAUUUGAACAAGAAAUGCAUGUCCCAGAAGUCAGAGCUGCUGUGUAAAACACAUUUUUAAAACUACUGGGUUUAUUUGCUUGAACCAUCAGUGAGUGCAUACAGUGCACACAGAGCCUAUGCAGUGUGGAACAAACACAAGCAGUGUGCACUCGACUCUCUCUAAACUUGCUGAUAUUUAGGAAGUGAAUCCCUGGUUUUGUUUUUAAAAGUGCAUGAUUUACACAAAAGCUUGCCACAUCUGGGCAUCAUUGUUGCACUUAGAGUUUACAUUUUGAUGGUUAACGGUAAAAAAAUAAAAAUAAAAAUAAUAAUAAUAAUAAUGAAAUCUUAUUUUGAAGACGAAAGGCCCUCCAAUCAAAGCGUCUUUUGCCAAUGUGUGUUCAAGUGAACAUUCAUAUAAAAUAUUUAUUUGUUAUAGCCAGUUUAAAAAAAGACUUUCUGUUUUGUAUGACUAUUAUUUAUCCUUCAUGUAUUUAUAUCGAGAAAAAAUACUGUACUUUUUUAGUAUUUACCUGUUAUGAAAGAAAAAAAACAUUGUUUCUUCUUGUCCAUUGUACUAAAGUUACAUUUUUUAGUUCUUGUAUUUUAGAAGAAAAUUAGUAGUUUUUAUGUUCCUAUACUGACCCUUGUACAUAAAUGUCCUGGCUUGUACAGGGGAAAAGGCAAGUGUGGGGAUUGUUGAACCACCCAUGCAUAGUGGGAAAAUAUAGACUAACUAUUAGAUGGAAAAAAGAACAAGUCUUUUUGGAGAAAAAACAAGUUCUUCUUUUGUCCUUUGUAGAUCCUUUUUCUUUCACUGUUGAGAGAGUUGAAUGUUGAACAAUUCUUUAAUAAAAUGUUAUGUUAUUCAG
Haplochromis burtoni (Burton's mouthbrooder) is the source of this 6934-nucleotide messenger RNA. It is a transcript of the gene hoxb3a, whose product is annotated as homeobox B3a. The transcript has 3 exons. Gene Ontology annotation, cellular component: nucleus. The record is from RefSeq and is a predicted model, not a curated record. NCBI's taxonomy places the organism in Eukaryota, Metazoa, Chordata, Actinopteri, Cichliformes, Cichlidae. Gene Ontology annotation, molecular function: RNA polymerase II cis-regulatory region sequence-specific DNA binding; DNA-binding transcription factor activity, RNA polymerase II-specific. Gene Ontology annotation, biological process: regulation of transcription by RNA polymerase II. The coding region runs from base 2489 to 3949 and encodes 486 amino acids.